AAGCCCCUCCCACUUAGCUAGUCGACGAGCGGGAGAAGAAAGUCGGGAGUCGGGCGGAGCGCUGCCACCCCCCGCCUCGAAGCAAGGAGAAAGACCCGAUUUAGCUCAGUGGCUGUCACAUAUGAGGGAGUACGACUGGUUUGAAACGACAGGUUCUUCCAAUGCACCUUGAAACAGCUCGAUCUACACGGGAAAGCACAGGAUCUAGGGCUCUAAAGUGUACACAACCAAAGCACAGUGUCCAUUGGAACUCUGUAUAGACAAAGCGGGGAAGACUGAGCUCUAAGUGAAAGAGACAAUUGAGAGGGCAAUGGAGCAGGCAAUCAAAGUGUUGAACGCGAGCAAGUCUGUGUUCAGACAUCGCAGACACAAGUCGGGAGGGAAGGAGGGAGAGAAGGAGACGGAGCAGGAGUCCAAACCAGCACCCACCUCCCUCUUCCCUCUCCAGGAAUUGCUGGAACAGCUACUGAGACAAGAGGCUGAGCUGUGGAAGAAGAACGAGGGACUGGUUCAGGCCAACAUCAGGGUGACUGAAGCGAGGAAGGAGACCAGAGAGCGAGAGAAUGCCGAUCGGUCUCUCAGGGCAACCCCGGGCCCCACCCCAACUCCCACUCCUUCCCUCACCACCAGCCCUUCUCCCCACACCCCCACCGCCACACCUCCCCUCACAUCUCACCCUCCCCCUGAUUCCCGGGACGCAGCGGACAGUGAAACAGACAAAAUGUUCUGUCUCGUCCAGUAUGGAAGGCUGACAGACGAUAUUCAUCGCUACUUCCGAAGACUCGAGUGAGAUCCUGAUUCAGUAGCACCUGCUGGCCUCUCUAUGCCGGCCAGUAAACGGCCUCUCAUCGUGUCUUCUCCAUUUUACAGGAAGAGACACGCGUGUUUGUACCUGACAAAGAGAAGAGCAAAGCACGAGAACUUGAGACAUGUGGAGACGCAGGCUCGCUCAGACAAUGACGACGGACAUGGACCAGAGGUACAGAGUGCUGCUGGUUAUCUGUUGAAUGGAGGAGCGGGAGACGGACAGUUAGUCACUCUCAGAGAUGAGGAGCUGUUGGUGUUUCGAGCGGCUCUUAUGUGUGCGCAGUUCCCCAUGCUGAGUGCCCCGAGCCCCCCCAGAGGGGGGUCCCCGACCCCCACGCCCCCCACCGUCCCUCUCUCCACCAUCGGAUCUCCGGAGGUCGGAGAUCUCUCUCGGACUGCACCUGCUGAAGUCAACGUGGAGCUCAUGAAGACUGCUGCAAGUCCUGCCUCUACUGGAAGGGGUUCACCUCGGCUACGUCGCUCGGUGUCGGAUAGAAACAAGACGAGGUUGAGAGCGACGGGGGAGGGUCUUAAGUCGCUCCCCGUCGACAAUGAGGGAGGCGUGGCCUCGGUCGAUGGGGAAGAAGGUGGGGCAGACAGUAGAAGUGAAGCCGGGAGAGGGAGGACGAGACCCGGUUUGAGAAGAGUCUCCUCAAGUUCUUCAAACUCCUCCAGAAGGAUUUCCAAAAGGUUGUCAAUGGAUGCAGCCAGCAUGCUGCCUGCCGUUGACUCAGAUGACGACGACGAACUGACGGAGCUGAUUCGGCCGCGGUCUCUACGGCAGCGAGACUCCGCCCACCUCGUCGGACGGGAGCACCCGUUCUCGCCCAUGGUCAACAGGGAGAUGCUGUGCAGUCUGGUGAGGAGGGCCUUCAAACAGACUGAAGAGCAGCAGCUUCAGUUGGAGCAGAUGUUGAAACACGACUACGGCAGGCGGAGCAAGGGAGAGAUUCUUGCGAAGGAGCUGGCGGGACAGCUGCAGGUACUGGAAAACAACGCCCAUCCUUUUUACAAACCAAAGCUCUUUGUGACUCGGAACAUAGGCUACGAGCAGUGGCUGCAGGCAGAGAAGCAGAGGGUGCGGAGUCUCAUCGACAAGUUCUGGCACUUCUCCCUCCCCCGUCCCCAGCUCUGGCGUCACUACAACCCCACCGACUACCACCGGGCCUACACCCUCCUCCUCACCAGGAUCAUCUGUUGUGAGAGCAGGACGGAGCGACGGGAGCCUGUCCAUGCAGGGAAGACCCCUUCCUCCCCUCUCUCCCCCACUGCCCAGAGACUUCUGACUGAGUUUGGCCUCAGAUAUGGAGUGGGUGAUCUCUACCGCAAGAUUAUCUACCUGGACUACCUAGCAAGGCAUUUUGACUAUGAGGUGUGGUACAUCCGCCACUGUACGGAGGAGCUGAGGAGCAUCAGAGAGCUCCUCCCACGGAACAGAAACAAGAUCACUGCAGUCAGGAAAGAGAUGGACUUGCUGAAGACAACUGUCCAUCUUCUGCACGGCCAGACCGACAACUGCCUCACUAAGAUUGACCGUCUCUUUCAGGAUUCACCAACCGAGGGAGUUGCCUCCCUAAUAGAGCUGCUAGCUGAGGUGCUGGAUGCAGAGAUGUCACUCUUUGGCAAGAGAGUUCUGACUGUGGAGGAGUGGCUCAAGAGAUACCUGAAGAGAGGGUUUGCCCUGCGUUAUGAGAGACGGAAGGAGAUACAUGCCGAUGAGACUAUGAACACUCGAACAGCCAAGCCCUUUGUUCCAACCCCUGCCUUGGUCAAUGCUUUACUACUGAGUAUCAAGGAUGAGGUGAAGGAAUAUCGCGACAAGUUUCAGCCUGUGUUCAGACGGUAUUUUGACAUCGUGCCGUUUGCACGAAUUGAGUUCUAUCGUCUGAUGUGUGCCGAUGCCUGCAGUCUCUGCCUCAGAACCAUCCACAAACCAGAGACGCGCUCUCGUCUGAACCUGGAGAUGUUGGGUCUCCUGUACCGACUGAAUGAGAGAGACAGCGAAUGGGAGAAUGUCAUUCCUCCAGACAUGCAGCAGUGGAGACACAGUUUCGUUGAUCUGAGUCUAAUCUGGAUGGAGGUGCUGGGGAAACAGAUCAACAAGUGGGUCCUCAGUGCAGUCGCCAAAGACAAGUGGACUCUGCUACAUCUCUGUGGGCCCGUGGCUACCUCUAGAACUGAUACUGGUGGCGGCAGUUUCCCGGCUCACCCCGUCACCACCACAGCCGUGAUACCUGGAAUCAGUGCCUCCCCCUUCCCUUCCCCGGGCUUCACUCCCAAACCAAACACGCCGCAGGCGAGCGUCGGGUCCAUCGGGAGCCGCGGAGCCUUCAUGCCGUACAGGAAGCCGAGCGGAGAGAAGAGGAGAGGGGGGAAAGAGAGCAACAGUCGGAGUAGCAGCAGCAGGCUUGUGUCUCCCACGGACAACGCCGUCAGAGCCGUCGCGGAGAUUCCGGAUCUCGUAAUUAGAGGGGCGCACAGGAGCACCCCCACGUUGGGACCGAGUCCCCAGGACAACAUCAUGAAGUUCUGGCAGGCAGGGAGGCUGCAGGACUACCAACGUCGCGGGGAGCUGGAGCACAGCUCCACCGUCGAGCCCGCAGCCGAAAUAGAAGUGUGUGUAUCAGUGUACGGAAGUCGUGACGCUUCUCCUACCAACCAGCCCUCUCCCAGUUCUCCUCCACAAGUCACACAGAGUAAUAGUGACAACCCUCAUCGGCAGCAGUCGUCUACCCAACAAGAGCAACCACCACCUCUUCUUAACCCCGCUCCCAGAAUGCCUGAAACGGGGGACAUUGAUAUAGGCAAUGAGGGUGUCAGGGAGAGUGUAGGAGGUGAAGGAGGCAGAGAUUCACAGCCAGAUGGGAGGGAGGUCGACACUAGAUUUGAAGCAGUAGGAACACCCGGUCUUGUCAUCAAUUCUGCGGCAGAGGAUCAGGAUCCUGUGGCUGACACCACAACCAGCAGGACCAGUGCUGGAAACGAGAGCAGACCAGUCUUGGCAAUGGAUCAGGGAGAUAAAGAAUUGGCUGGGAAGAGGGAAGACGAUCAGUUUCCCAGUCCAGCUCGUUCCGACUACCGCACGCCCAGCCCCAUCUCGGACCAACAUCUCCGGGAGCUGUCUUCCAGUACAACUGACAACCCUGUCAACCGCACACCGGGUGAAGAGGACCCUCAGUCAGAGGUAGUCACUGGUGAAGGGGACAGAGGUGGGGACGAGGGCGAGGAGGAUGAUGACGGGGAGGAGGCUCCAGACGGGAUCGUGUUCCAGCCACAAUCCUUCCCCUCCGCCGAACCAACCACUACCACGAUCGGCUCUCGGGAAGACGAAGGUGGUGCGGUCAAGCCAAAACCACGCCCAGUUCGAUCCGGCGAGCCUGUGAUCGCCGGUGAAGAUAACAAGCCCCGUGUCACCAGCGCUUUCACGAGACUGAGUCCCUCCAGAGAGCCGGUGUUUGUAGAGGACGGCUCCACUGUGUCCUCGGUGGCUUCUUCGUUUCGCGAUACCUCCAGUCACCUGAGAAAAGACUUCUCCUCCCUCUCUCUCGACAGACACAGCGACAUGGAGGAGUCUAGUUUCCAGAUCGAUGGGGGACAACAACGGGGGAGAGGGGGUGCAGGGGACAGUGGAAGACACGUGCAUGGCGAGGGGACGAGGUGGGGUGGGGUGGGGGGAGAAGGAUCGGCCUACCUGUUGCCCGUGUCCAAUUCUCCGGUGGACCUGGUGACAAUGCUGACUCGUCUUGCCGGUUUCACCAGCACCCUCCUCGCCACUCUCACGCCCAAACUCAGACACGGAGCUGUGCCCGGUCUAGACGAGCCAAGGAGAGCCCACGAUUAUGCUCCAGACGUGGCCAAUGCCAAGAGACAAGCCUCGCAGCAACUGAAACACGUGGAGAACACCCACGCCGAGUUCCUCAAGAAACUGCACAAGAUAAUGAACAACAGUCUGAGACUAUAUGCUGACAACCUGAUGUGCAUGGACCUCUGCUGCUGGUCCAACAGUGAAGCCACACAGCUCCUCGUUUCAGAGGUCGGUCGCCAUCCUAGUGUAUCAUACCACACUGCACGUGCUAGAGAUUUUGGUAACGGUGAAUUGUGUGAACUUGGGAGCCUUUUUGGGGGG
Molecule: messenger RNA, 4933 nt
Organism: Geodia barretti
Lineage: Eukaryota; Metazoa; Porifera; Demospongiae; Tetractinellida; Geodiidae
Source: the annotation of a GenBank genome assembly